CCAACACACACCGACAAAGCGCUGUGCAAUGUCGUUCACCGUGCGCGUAUGUUACUAUUAUUGACGAUUUGCGGUCGAACAUGAAUGAAACGUGUGCGGUGCAUUUUAAAUUUUGUGUUUGUUUUUGUGAAAAUUUCGUUUAUCUUGUGUUACACAAGUGGUUUUUAAUUUGUGCGUAAGAUGGAAAAUAUUUAUCACGAAACUGAAGAUGGAUUUGUGUAUCAUAUGGCUACUAUGGGAUAUGAGAACAAUACAGGUUGUCUUCUAGAUAGUGCUCCUCGACCUCCAGAUGUUCCCCCAAGAAAUCCAACAAUGAGUCGUCUUAACGGCAGAUUAGCGUCUGCACCUCCAGCAGAUUUAACACAAGAUUUUGAACCUUCUUGUCUGGUUCGAACACCGUCAGGAAAUGUAUACAUUCCAAGUGGUACUCUAAGUCAUCCCAAGAACCCGACAAUCGAUUACAAAUCGCAGUCGUCUUGCAGCAGCCCCUCGAAGGACGUGAAGAACCCGGACCGUAUGGCGUUGCCCUACGGCGGUCAGGUGCCAUGCCUGCCGGUGAGGAACAACCUGCGACGGCCGAACUCGACGCACUUCCCGCAGCCGAGCCGGUUCCAUUUCAGGAAGGGUCUGGCGUCGCGGUGCUCGUGGAAAUGCACCGCGCUCAUUUUCAUCAUGCUGUCCGUCGUGCUGACGGUGGCACUCUCCUUCCUUUCAGCGUCAAGUAUACUUAAUUGGUCAUAUCAGAACACGAAACCGUGUACCGUACUCGUAGGCGACAACACCGAAAUCGUACCGCUGUCCAAGACAGCCGACUCGACUGAAACGAAUCUGUCGACAAUCGGCAGACCAAAAUCACCAACCACAUCCACCAACAGUGCGACUGGCGGAGGAGGAGGAGGAGGAGGAGGUAACUAUGCCGUACCGAUUUACAGUCGCAAACGUAGAGAAAGUAAUCCACUGCAUGCUUUUGUGUUGUCCAAUGCUACCAAUUCUAGUAGUUCCAGUACCACCGAGCAUGAUUUGCAUGACAGUGUUUUGCAUGAAUCUGUAGAACAGACUUCUGAGACUUCCGUUUCUGUUAAUAUUCCCUCUGAACUAAGCACAACAGAGCCCACACUCGAAACUACUUCUAUUAGUGAAGAUGUUGAUUAUUUGGAUAGUAGUAGUGAGGUGGUUUACAGUACUUCAAUUGCUUCUGAAGAAAUGGUGCUUUCAACUGAACAAAACACCAAACCACCUGAAAUUGAAACAGCGAAAAACGUACUUGAUCUCAAUAAUAGUGAAGAGGCAGACGAAGACUCAAGUGAAAUAGACUCAGAGAGUUUGGAUGAUAUUUCGCUUGGUACUAUGUUCGAAAAGUCAGCUAAAGAUGAGGCUAAAUUCAACAUAAAAAUAAAAGACAAAAAUAUAUUCAACUCUUCCGAGUUACAACAAGAUUCACCCGUUUAUCACUUCGGAAGCGAAGAAAUAGAAUUCGUGAAACUCAAUGGCCAAACAACAUCUAAACCAAAGUUAAACAAAGAACAAUUUCCAGAAGAAACGAAUAAAACCGAGGCCAAUUCUAAGGAACUGACAGACUCUAACUUGUCAGUCUACCCGUUAAACCACGAUGAACUGGGCUUGAAGAAAGUGCAAUUCAAUGAUCCGAUAGUGUUGAGUAACAAUACUAACCAAAGCAGUGUUGUUCAAGAUUUUAACCUUAAUGAACCAGCUCAGCCUAACAUAAAAAUUAUAAAAGUGCCACCUGUCAGCUCACCUAAUGCAAGCAAUGCGAAAAGAGUUCUUGUCAAUGUUACCAUAGCUACUGAUCCUGACUCUAACAAUCCUUACGCUGCCCAUUCGGUCUACGUGCUUUCUGUAUCCGUUCCGACUGACGGUGACCCCAAUGUAGAACCUGGCGUUAACAUAGACACAAAAACAGAACCACCUGUGCCAGAAAAGCCCGUUGAAAAUGCUUGCCCUAAAGAGAGUGAACCUUGGAACCAGACAUGCGAGUGUGUCUGUCCGUGUUUGGAUGAUUCCAAAGAGAGUAGCUCUAAAAAUGACAAAAAUAGUGAUUACGAAAUACUCUUAGGUGGUUUAGAAGUGUUGGAAUCUGACACUACUACGGAAACACCAUCAACUGAAAGUACGACCGUUAAGGCAGUCUCUUGUCCCGAAGCGACGACUAAACUUCCACCACCGCCCACUAUUCUCAUACUCGAAGGUGCGCAUACAUUCCCCGCGCAAUCAUUUCCUCCAGACGGUACUACCUUCCAACAAGUACUUCUCGGACAAAGACUGUCCAAAGAGAUUCCUCCAUAUGGAUAUUGGAACAUGCAAUUUUAUCAAUCAGAAGCCGCUUACGUCAAAUUUGACUAUAGCAUUCCCAGAGGAGCCAGCAUCGGUGUUUAUGCCAGAAGAAACGCAUUGCCAACGCACACGCAAUACCAUAUCUUGGAGGUCCUUAGUGGAUUCAAGGCCAGAACCACUAGAGCUUCAUAUUCUGCUGUUAAAAAAGAAGUAACUCACUACAUGGAACAAGGUCACUGGUUCUUGUCACUCUACAACGAUGAUGGCGAUCCCCAAGAGGUAAACUUCAUUGCUGCUGUAGCUGAUGACAUGACCCACAACUGUCCCAAUGGAUGCAGUGGAAAAGGUGAAUGUCUUAUGGGACAUUGUCAGUGCAAUCCUGGUUUUGGCGGUGACGACUGCAGCGAGAGCGUGUGCCCCGUUCUCUGUAGCCAGAGAGGUGAAUACAUCAACGGCGAGUGCCAGUGCAAUCCUGGCUGGAAAGGAAAGGAAUGUCAAUUAAGGCAUGAUGAAUGCGAAGUGCCGGACUGCAACGGUCACGGGCAUUGUGCUAACGGCAAAUGCAACUGCAUUAGGGGUUACAAGGGAAAAUUCUGUGAAGAGGUGGACUGUCCCCAUCCUAACUGUUCAUCGCAUGGAUACUGUGUCGAAGGCACGUGCAUUUGCAAAAAGGGCUGGAAAGGUCCGGAAUGCGCGGACAUGGAUAAAGACGCUCUUCAGUGUUUGCCUGACUGUUCCGGACAUGGCACCUUUGAUUUGGACACUCAGACUUGCACAUGCGAACCCAGAUGGUCUGGGGACGAUUGUUCCAGAGAAUUGUGUGAUUUGGACUGUGGAAAUCAUGGACAUUGUGUUUCUGACGCGUGUCAAUGCGAUCCUGGCUGGUCCGGCGAAUACUGCAAUAUGAAACUUUGCGAUGCAAGGUGCAAUGAACACGGCCAGUGCAAAAACGGCACAUGUCUCUGUGUCACAGGCUGGAAUGGAAGACACUGUACAAUGGAAGGUUGCCCCAACAGCUGCUCAUCUCAUGGUCAGUGCAGAUUCAACACUGACUCAAUGUGGGAGUGCAGAUGUGAAAGUGGCUGGUCUGGUAAAGACUGCAGCAUACUGUUGGAACAGAAUUGCAAUGAUGGACGAGACAAUGAUAAAGAUGGUUUGGUUGACUGUGAAGAUCCCGAAUGUUGCUCGAAUCAUGCCUGCAAAUCAAGCCAACUAUGUGUUUCCUCGCCUAAACCCAUUGAUAUUCUCCUCAGAAAACAACCGCCAGCGAUUACAGCUUCAUUCUUUGAAAGAAUGAAGUUCUUAAUUGACGAAGGCAGUUUACAAAAUUAUGCCCGUCAAGACACAUUUAAUGAGAGCCGGGUUGGUGUAGUCCGUGGACGAGUCGUUACCCAAAUGGGCACCGGUCUCAUGGGAGUGCGCGUAAGUACUAACACACCUCUGGAGGGAUUCACGCUGACCAGAGAUGACGGUAUGUUCGACCUUCUGGUGAACGGAGGUGGCGCAGUUACAUUGCAAUUCGGACGAUCGCCUUUCCGACCUCAGAGUCAGGUUGUGGUGGUUCCAUGGAAUGAAGUUGUUAUUGUUGAUAAUAUAGUUAUGACAACUGGAGAAGAGAAAGCAAUAACGUACAUACAACAACCAUGUGCUUUCCACGAUUAUGACACUAUGAAACCUGUUGUCCUUGCGACCUGGAAACAUGGAUUCCAAGGAGCGUGUCCAGACAAGAGUGCCAUAUUAGCGGAGUCGCAAGUGGUACAAGAAAGUUUCCAAAUCCCGGGAACAGCCCUGAAUUUGGUCUACCAUAGUUCGAGAGCAGCCGGCUAUUUAUCAACGAUACAAUUACAAUUAACUCCUGAAAAAAUACCAGCUACUCUCAAAUUAGUUCAUUUGAGAAUUACCAUUGAAGGAAUAUUAUUUGAGAAGACAUUUGAAGCCGAUCCAGUUAUUAAAUUCACUUACGCAUGGAAUCGUCUUAACGUAUAUAGACAGAGGGUAUAUGGUGUUACAAAUGCCAUUGUAAAAGUUGGAUAUCAAUACAACGAUUGUAAAGAUAUUAUUUGGGAGGUGCAAACAACCAAACUCAGUGGACAUGACAUGAGUAUUUCUGAUGUUGGUGGUUGGAACUUGGAUAUUCAUCACAGAUAUAACUUCCAUGAAGGCAUACUACAAAAAGGAGACGGUUCCAAUAUUUAUUUAAAACACAAGCCGCGAGUAAUUUUAACAACAAUGGGAGAUGGACAUCAAAGACCUUUGGAAUGCAUGGACUGCAAUGGACCAGCUUCUAAACAAAGGUUACUUGCUCCUGUUGCCUUAGCGAGCACACCAGAUAGUUCCUUGUAUGUGGGUGAUUUUAACUUGAUCAGAAAAAUAUCAGCUGAUGGAGUUUCCAGAACUAUAGUCAAAUUAAAUGCAACCAGAGUAUCUUACCGCUAUCACAUGGCGUUGAGCCCAUUCGAUGGAACUCUCUACAUAUCAGAUCCAGAAUCUCACCAGAUAAUCAAAGUGAAAGACACAAAUGACUACAGUAACCCAGAACACAAUUGGGAAACUGUUGUUGGAUCUGGAGAACGUUGUUUACCAGGUGACGAAGCCCAUUGUGGUGAUGGAGCUUUGGCAAGAGAUGCGAAAUUAGCAUAUCCCAAAGGAGUGGCUGUAUCCAACGACAAUAUCCUUUACUUCGCUGAUGGUACCAACAUUCGUAUGGUAGAUAGAGACGGUAUUGUCACCACUGUUAUUGGAAAUCACAUGCACAAAUCUCACUGGAAACCUUUACCUUGUGAAGGUACUUUGAACAUUGAAGAAGUACAUUUACGCUGGCCGACAGAACUAGCCAUAAGUCCUCUAGAUAACACUCUACAUAUCAUUGAUGACCAUAUGAUUCUUCAACUAACUUUAGAUGGUAGAGUUAAAGUCAUUGCUGGAAGGCCAUUGCAUUGUGCAUCACCGAAUGUCGGAUACGAUAUUGAACUGGCCACACACGCAACUCUAGUCAUGCCGCAAAGUAUUGCGUUCAGUUCAUCUGGAGAAUUGUUUGUUGCUGAAAGUGACUCUCAAAGAAUUAACAGAGUUAGAGUUAUUAGCACAGAUGGCAAAAUAUCUCCAUACGCCGGAAUCGAAUCUAAAUGUAACUGCCUCGAAAGAGGUUGCGAUUGUUAUGAAGCUGACCAUUUCCUUGCUACCAACUCCAAAUUUAACACCAUUUCAGCUGUUACAGUUAGUCCAAAUGGACACGUUCACAUUGGAGAUCAAGCAAAUUACAGAAUCAGAUCAGUUAUGGCUAGCAUCCCAGAUGCCAGUACCACCAGAGAAUACGAAAUUUACUCUCCCGAAACCCAAGAAAUCUAUAUAUUCAAUAGAUUUGGUCAACAUAUAUUUACCAAGAAUAUUUUAACUGGCAACACAAUGUAUGUAUUUACUUACAACGUGAAUACUAGCAACGGUAAACUGAGUACAGUCACUGAUGCAGCUGGCAACAAAAUCUUCCUGCUCCGUGAUUACGCUGCUCAAGUAAACUCGAUUGAAAAUACCAAAGGACAAAAAUGCAGAUUGCGAAUGUCCAGAAUGAGGAUGUUGCAUGAAAUUACAACUCCAGACAACUAUAAUAUUACAUUUGACUAUCAUGGACCAAGUGGACUGUUGAAAACUAAACUUGAUAGCAGCGGAAGGGGUUACAUCUAUAACUAUGAUGAAUUUGGAAGACUGACCUCUGCGGUGGCUCCAACAGGAAAAGUUAUUGGUCUUAACUUUGACCUUAGUUUGAAGGGAGCUACUGUGAAGGUAACACAGAACAACAAGAAUCCUGUUUCUAUGCUGAUUAAGGGCUCCAGUGUUUCAACUAAAGUUGACGAAGCUGAGAACCGAUUUAUUUUAUUGUCUGAUGGUAGUGUGGGAACAAUGACACCUUGGACACAUAGUGUAACAACUGAUACUGUACCAUAUAAUAUACUAACAGAGAAAGACCCAGUUCUGGGAGAAAGUUAUCCUGUUCCUGCUAAACAACGUACUGAAAUUGGAGGAGACUUAGCUAAUAGAUUCGAAUGGAGAUAUUUUGUCAGACCAAAUCAAAACGGAAAACCGAAAGGUCAAAGGAUUGUCACCAAGGUUGGUAAAAAGUUGAGAAUCAAUGGAGAAAACCUACUCACUAUUGAAUAUGACAAAGAAACAUCAUCAGUCUCGGUCUUCAUGGAUGAUAAGGUUGAAUUACUAAACGUUAGCUACGAUAAAUCGGCGAGACCGAUUAAAUUCGGAUUGAGAAACGGAAUAUUUAAAGAAGUUGAGCUGGAAUACGACAGAUUCAGCAGACUAAGCAAAUGGCAAUGGGGUGAAUUAAGUGAGAAAUAUGAAUUUGAUAGAGCAGGAAGAUUAAACGAAAUCAAAUAUGCUGAUGGAUCUUCACUAAUUUACACCUUCAAGGACAUGUUCAGUAGCUUGCCAUUGAAGGUUACAACACCUAGAGGAUCCGACUAUCUUCUCCAAUAUGAUGACGCCGGUGCACUUCAGUCUUUGACCACUCCAAGAGGGCACAUCCACGCUUUCACCCUUCAGACCUCACUAGGCUACUUCAAGUACCAGUACUAUUCACCAAUGAACAGACAUCCGUAUGAAAUCGUAUACAAUGACAACGGACAAAUUUUGGCCAAGGUUUAUCCACACCAAUCCGGCCGCGUUUCCUACAUCUACGACACCAAUGGAAAAUUGGUCGCCAAUUUGGCUGGAAUGAGCUCAAUUCGUUACGUCUAUCACGACGUAUUGAACUUAGUGAAGAAUAUUGAAAUUGUAGAACCCAACUUUGAAAUGAGACAAGAGUUCAAAUACCACGCAGGUAUUCUCAAAGAUGAAAAAUUGAAAUUCUUAACAAAGAAUGGCUUAGAUAACGCUCAUUACAAGUAUCAAUACGAUGGUAAUGCUAGAUUAUCGUCAAUUGACGUAGAUAUCAAUGGCAAAGAGUUGCCAGCUCUUAGAUUAAAAUACAAUCAAAACUUGGGCAACUUAGAAGGUAUAAGUGACUUAAGAGUUUAUAGAAACACGUUUAAUAGAUCUGUAAUGCAAGACACAAGCAAACAGUUCUUCACAAUUACAGAUUACGAUGAUCAUGGUAGGAUUAAGACAAUCUUAAUUAAUAUUAAGUCAUUUGAUGUCUUUAGACUAGAACUAGAGUAUGAUUCUCGUAAUAGAAUAAAAUCCCAACAGAUGCUUGUGGGAAGAAGCCAGUUUAUGGAUAAAUUUACCUACAAUUCUGAUGGACACGUUUUGGAAGUCGUUGGUACAAAUAAUUGGAAAUACGUAUAUGAUGAAAAUGGUAACAUUAUUGGAGUAAUAAAGGAGAAAGAGAAAAUUACGUUAGGUUAUGACAGUGGAGAUCGAGUCGUACAAUAUGGCGAUGUGGAAUUCAACAGUUAUGACAACCGAGGUUUUGUAGUGAGAAGAGGUGAACAGAAGUACAGAUACAACUCAAGGGGACAACUCAUACAUGCAUUUGAAAGGGACAAAUUCCAAACAUGGUAUUAUUAUGAUGACAGAGGUAGAUUAAUUUCAUGGAAUGAUGACAAGGGCAAUGUUACACAAUACUUUUACUCAAAUCCUACCACACCAGACUUGGUAACGCACGUUCACUUCCCGAAAACAAGUAGAACAUUUAGAUAUUUAUACGACGCUCAGAACGUUAUCAUUACUGUGGAAACAUUCGAACAGAGAUUCUACGUGGCUUCUGAUCAAAAUGCGUCACCACUUGCCCUAUUUGACAUUAAUGGCAAUUUAAUAAAGGAAAUUAGAAGAACGCCCUUCGGUAGCAUUACUUUUGAUAGCAACCCCGACUUCUAUUUACCAGUUGAUUUCCACGGUGGAAUCUUAGAUCCCAACACCAAAUUAGUAUACAUCAACAAGAGAUUGUAUGACCCCUCUGUUGGUCAAUGGAUGACUCCUGCGUGGGAGAACCUCGCGUCACAAUUAUUAAUGCCCACGGACAUUUUCAUCUACAGAUUUAGAAAUAACGAUCCCAUCAACGGCAAAAUGUCCACAGAUUACAUGACUUCUAUUAAGGCCUGGUUGAAGAUGUAUGGUUAUGAUAUGAAUAGAAUGUUGGGAUCUGAAUACAUUAAUCAGAUGGUGUACAAACCACAAGCAAUGAUUACUUCACCACAGCUAUCACCUGAUCUGGGAGUUAUGUCUGGACUUCAAUGCAUCGUCGGCAAGAUAAAUGAAAAAUUCAUCGACUUGGACUUCAUUCCGAUGUCGCUAUUGAAGAUUGAACCAAAAUCGAGAAAUCUGCUACCUAAAGUAGCUUACAGAAAAUCGGUGUUCGGUGAAGGUGUUUUGAUCUCUCGUAUUGGAUCUAGAGCACUAGUGAGCGUAGUUGACGGUGUAAACGGUGUAGUGCAAGACGUCGUAACAUCCGUAUUUAAUAACUCUUACUUCCUGAACCUUCAAUUCAACAUUCAUGACCAGGACGUAUUCUAUUUCGUCAAAGAUAAUAUAUUAAAAAUACGAGACGAUUUGGAAGAACUAAGAAGGCUGGGAGGCCUAUUUAACGUAUCAACCCAUGAAAUAACCGAUCACGGAUCAAACACGCCAAUCAAAGAAUUACGUUUGCACAAUCCGGACGCAGUGGUUAUCAUCAAAUACGGUGCAGAUCCGGAAGUAGAAACGCACAAGAUUUUGAGACAUGCGCACAAAAGAGCUGUCGAAAGAGCUUGGGAACUCGAGAAGCAACUAAUAGCUUCCGGGUUCCAGGGCAGAAACGAUUGGACUGAAGAAGAGAAGGAAGAACUAGUCUCCCAUGGAGACGUAGAUGGCUAUGAGGGUGUCGACAUUCACAGCAUCCACAAAUAUCCACAACUCGCUGAUGAUCCUGGCAAUGUUGUAUUCCAAAGAGACACUAAGCGCAAGCGACGAAAGAGUGGGAACAGAAGGGGUAGAAUACACAGACACGAACAGUGACAGUUUAAUCAGUGAUAUAUAAUUAAGGAAAAACAGCAGAAAUAUUUUUAUGUGCCAUAAACAUGACAUCAAAUCAAAUACUAGUCAUUCUAAGCAUAAUGUAACUUAUUAUAUAGAAAACAAAAUACUAUUUUUUAAUAAACUCAUGGCUAUAAUAUUUUUAGAAUAAAUAAAUAAAUAAAUAAAUUGUGGAUAAAGAGCCGUGAACUGUCCAAUAAUUGUAAAUGUAUUGUGUACAAGCAAUCAAAAUGGCCUAUAAAAUAAAAAUGUGAAUGACGCUGUGUCUCGUACAGGGUAUGGGACAGGAAAAGACUUUGCACAUAGUAAGAGAAAAAAACUGUAAAUAUAUCACAUGCUUUUUAUAUGGAACUAAAUAGAACUGCUAUGAGAUGAGUAUCGAAUCGAAUAAUUUUUUGUGCUGCAUCUUCUUAUGAUGAUUUUUUGGAAAAGAUCGUCAUUGAUCGUCGUAGCAUUUGACUGAAUACUUAAUAAUGAUCCGUAAUCCUAGAGGCAUAACGGAAGUAAAUAGUCCAUAGAUGUAUAUAUUUAUUUAUAAUUGCAAUUAAGUUUAUAAAUUCUAUACCUUGGUGCUUGUCUUCUCUAAACAAAUCUAAAUUAGUAGAUUUUGGACCGGAAUUUCGGACAAGUUGGAUGAAUCAUUAGAAUAGCGUACUACUUGAUAGUUCCGUAUCAAAUCGGUUGCAUAUUAAUAUCUGUAUUGUACUCCAAUCUAAUCUAAAGUCAUAAGUUAUGUAAUUACAAUGAUCCGACUUAAGUUUAGAUUGAAAACAUAGGAUUAGAUAUGGAACGAUCUCUCUACUGAAUCAUGUUAUGCAUAUUAAAUAAAUAGUGAAUGUAUCUCCGCCGAAUAUAAAAAAUGUUUGCCAAUAGCUGUUAUGUACUCAACUUAAAUGGUCUUAGGUACUGCUGUUGUAAUGAUAAAUGUACACUUUAUCAAUUUUUCUACACACCUCUCUCCUCUGUCUGUAUCCAACUGUUUAGUUGCGUUCUCCUAUUUUGGAUCGUAAAGGGACAUUUUUCUAAAGCGUUAGGUAGGGGGCGAUCUGCCAAAACAAGGAUAAGUGAUAUUUUUUCUAUUCUAUUGUGACUAACACAAGCAAUACUUUGUACCAUAUUAUAUACUUAUUAAUUAUUACCUAUUAUAUUGUAAACGAUUGUGCAAUUGUUGUUAGGUCCGGGUCAUUCCUUGACCAGCACUAGAACGCAUUAAGGGAAAAAAAAACAUUAAUGACCAUUUUAAUCGUAAAAUAUUCAACAACUGAUAUUUUAUGUGUGUAUAUAUAAAUUUAUUGUGUAUAUUGUUUUUAUAUGUAAAUAUACUUUGUUUUAUUCAGUAAUAUAACGUAAUCGUUUAUUAAAUACAGAAGUAUUUCUGAC
Messenger RNA from Aethina tumida (small hive beetle), 10629 nucleotides. It is a transcript of the gene Ten-m, whose product is annotated as teneurin-m. The record is from RefSeq and is a predicted model, not a curated record. The transcript is spliced from 15 exons. Gene Ontology annotation, biological process: motor neuron axon guidance. The coding region runs from base 181 to 9231 and encodes 3016 amino acids. Lineage: Eukaryota; Metazoa; Arthropoda; Insecta; Coleoptera; Nitidulidae.